Struthio camelus australis is the source of this 3526-nucleotide messenger RNA. NCBI's taxonomy places the organism in Eukaryota, Metazoa, Chordata, Aves, Struthioniformes, Struthionidae. The record is from RefSeq and is a predicted model, not a curated record.
UGCUUGUCACAGCUGACCAGUGGAUGAGAAAGCACUGCCUUCCCGCUGUGCUACAGCAACCCAACCUCCCUGAUUUCGCAGAAGCGGAUGUCUGACCAUCCUGUAGGCAUGGCUCACUUGAGGGAAUUUGCCAGCCAGCACUCUAGGGUGGACCCUGAGGAGCUGUUCACCAAGCUGGAACGGAUCGGCAAAGGAUCCUUUGGCGAAGUGUAUAAAGGGAUAGACAACCGCACCAAGGAAGUGGUUGCCAUCAAGAUCAUUGAUCUGGAGGAGGCCGAGGAUGAAAUUGAGGACAUUCAUUUGGGGGCGGGACGGGGCUCUGUAUGGGUGCUACAGCUGACAGUGCUAAAGCCUGGACCCCUGGAAGAGACUUAUAUAGCUACUAUCCUGAGGGAAAUUCUAAAGGGCUUGGACUAUCUACACUCUGAGAGGAAGAUCCACAGGGACAUCAAAGCUGCCAACGUACUGCUUUCGGAACAAGGGGAUGUGAAACUGGCUGACUUUGGGGUGGCUGGACAGUUGACAGACACCCAGAUCAAGAGAAACACCUUUGUUGGGACUCCGUUCUGGAUGGCGCCAGAGGUCAUCAAACAAUCUGCUUAUGACUUCAAGGCAGAUAUCUGGUCCCUUGGAAUUACAGCCAUUGAACUAGCAAAGGGAGAGCCCCCGAAUUCUGAUUUGCAUCCUAUGAGGGUUCUCUUCCUGAUCCCCAAAAAUAACCCUCCGACACUUGAGGGACACCACAGCAAGCCCUUCAAGGAGUUUGUGGAAGCCUGCCUCAAUAAGGAUCCUAGAUUUAGGCCGACAGCUAAAGAGUUGCUAAAGCACAAGUUCAUCACACGCUACACCAAGAAAACCUCAUUCCUAAUGGAGCUGAUUGACCGAUUCAAGCGCUGGAAGUCAGAGGGCCACGGAGAGGAUUCCAGUUCUGGUGAUUCUGACAUUGAUGGAGACACAGAAGAUGGAGACCAGGGUCCAAUCUGGACAUUCCCACCAACUAUUCGUCCCAACUCCUUGGGCAAACUGCACAAAGGAAUGGCUCUUCAUGGUUCCCAGAAGCCUACUGAGCCCAUCAAGAGGCAACCACGGUCACAGUGUCUCUCCACGCUUGUUCACCCGGUCUUUGGGGAGCUUAAAGACAAGCACAAGCAGACUGGAGGCAACGUGGGAGCUAUGGAGGAGCUGGAAAACGCCUUCAGCUUGGCUGAGGAGUCCUGCCCAGGCAUCUCUGACAAACUGAUAGCACACAUGGUGGAGCGGGUACAAAGGUUUUCACACAGUCGGAACCACCUGACUUCUGCCCGCUGACACAUACGUUCCCUGCUGCUGUUUUGAGGAGGGAGAAGGAUUUUUGUUCCGGCUUCAUAAGAACUACAUAAGAACCCAGACCACCAUCUGCUGUUGGAUGUAACAUUGUGUUACGGACUCCAGGACAUUUCAGAGCCUUCAUAUACACGUGUUUCCAUGAUAACCCAGGGUGGGGUUUGCAAUGCAAGUACAAUUUAGACCUUUUGCAGAGCCCAAGAUGGGCGGUCUAAUUGUUUUUACAAUGUACUCAAUGCAGUUUUUAAUUGUUUCCCUAUGGAUGUAUCCAUUCUGGCUUGGUUUGAUUCACAGCUUAUUAUAGGUAAAUGCCUGGCUGCUGGACAAGAGGGAGUCUCUUCUAUUCAGAUACGUUUCAAAGGCAAGUCUGAUGGGUUUAGCCUUCUGCCCUUCCCAAAGAAGUAUUUGUGAGCAGUAAUGUGCAAGUGAGGUAUGUUUGCAAGCUCUCCACGCACUACAGCCUCUGGGAAAGUUAGAGCAGCGCUCUAUUUGUUCGGGAGGAUCGGUUCAACUCCUUCACACACUAGCAAAGAAAAGUUUUCAACUCUAGCAGCAGUUAAGAUAAAAUGCGUAGUUUGCUGCUGGUCUCUCCUAGCUUGUCAUUUCACAGGAGGAUGGGUUUGCUGACUGUGCUUCCUUUUUGGCUUUGGGACAUCAUUUUGGAUUAGGCCUUGGUUCAUCUCAUUCAGGCUACAGCAACGCUUGCCUUGGGUCAAGGCACAGUGGUCGUGUUUUGGGUUGAAAGGGCUGGGGAGCAGAUAGGGUUCCUUUCCUUGUUGCUUACUGCAGCUGGAGUGACCAGAUAUGUGGCUUUUGGCAGCCCUAGGCGCUAAGCUGAGUAGACAGCCCACUGUGUUUGCCCAAAUGUUGCAGGAGGGUUUUAAAAAAGGGGGGGCUGGGGAAUAAGGCAACCAAAGGCACUAACAAGGCUUCAGUUCUUCAAAAGGCAAGUCUACGUUUCGUAGCGGUUUUUGAGGCAAAAAAAGCCCUGUCCUCUACAGGAAGAUAAAUCAGAUGGCGAACAGCAAUGGUGUCCGUGUGUUGUGGUUUGGGAUGCAAAACCACACUGCCCCCCGCCCCUGUCCCCUUCCUCUCGGCGUCCCCUUACUGGCUCUUCUCUCAGUUUGGGAGCUAAAUUCACUGAAGCCAGGGCUUUGCUCCAGUUGACAAGGUGCGUUGCUGCUUGCUAGCAGAGAGAUUAAAGCAUCUUCUGAUGUGUUGCCUGCUUACGGUAUUCCAGUGGAGCCAUCCCAACUAGCUUUGCUUUCUGUAGAGUACUAGUUUACCAAGCAAAUCUUUAAUUCAGGUUAAUGUACAGAUCUUAAAGCUAUACGUUAAAGGUCUAGAAAAACAGAUGUAGGAUCAUAACUUCUGACAGUGAGUUGCUUAGAGACCUCUCUAACUGUAACGCUAUUAGCAUUAAGUCAGCAAGAUUUUAGACACCCCCGAACCGUCUGUCUGGGUGUUUGUGAAUGAUGCGGCUCACUCGAAAGCCGCUGAGAACAAAAGCUGUAGCUGUUCAGCAUUUUUUUUUUUUUUAAAAGAUAGGCCACUUUGUUAGAGAACAAGGUUUGGGUGUGUUUUGUUUUGUUUUGAUUUUUUUUUGGUACUUGGAGUCAGACCUGCAGGUUGUAAGCGUUGGGCUCAAAGGGGGCAGAUGUUCCCCGUCCCAGCGUACUACGUUCACUUUAGCUUACGGCUACCCUUUACCCUUCCUCUGCGAUGUAUAACUACAGGCUCAGCAAACACUAUGAACUUGUCUGGUAGCGAGUAGGUGCUGCUCUUUCAUCUGGCUGGAGAUCAGUUGUGGCGUGGUGUUUCUCAGGGUAGCGUGAGCGCUAUCGGAGCCUGUAUUCAUGCAAAAAAAAAAAAAAAAAAACAGAACCACCCUGUUGUUUUUUUCCCCCAGGAGAAGGAGUUGGUGUAGAGCUAGGACGCUUACUGAGGUGGAAGGCAGAGGCUGCAGUCUAGCAGAAAGGCAGCGGAAAGGCUCCUGCUGCUUUUAAAGUUGUUGUUCAUGACGGUAGCAAAUUGUGUCAAUAAGGUACCUUGUAUUAUUCACAUGCACUGCAGUGUAGUGAGUAAAGUUUUUAAAGGAAACAAUCCCCACGACCUUCCUUCAGUAUUCAACGCAACAAUGGUUUUAGUUUUUAAAAACAUUGAAAGGGAUCUGCCACUUUCAAUAAAGUAACAAAUCAAGUGA